UAUGUGGUAUCAUGUUAAACCCCCUAAUUUGAAUUAUGAAGUUAAGAGUUGUAUCUAUAUUACUGUACAUCUGUACCAUCUGUAUCAAAUCAAGCCGAUCACAAAUAUGUACAUUGGACAUGGAAUGCCAUUUGUUUAACUGGCUACCAUGGAACCCGUGCACUGGUACCUGUGGCUCACAGUCACAAUUUACAGACCGUAGAAUGUGCUGCUCCUUAGUUCCGGCUACUCUAGAAACUUGUCUGACCAGCUGUAAUAGAAGUAUCCAUUUUCCAAUGCACAGAACUCAAUCAUGCCAAAUUUGUGAAAAUGGUGGCACGGUAGAACCUUCUUCUCUGUCUUGUAGAUGUGGUCCGCAUUAUAAGGGUGGUUGCUGCCAAGAUCUGGUUACGUGCCAGGAUAAUCCUUGUAAACAUGGUAUCUGUACUGAUGAAGGGAUAACGUUUACCUGUACCUGUGACAAGGGAUACACGGGGACAGUCUGUGACACACUGGAAACAUUGGAACUUCCGGAGUCGGUUCGAUAUGUGGAAUAUGGCUUGUUGUCGUUGGUGUCCGUGAUUGGAGUAAUGGCCACCGGAUGUGUUUGUCUGAAGUGUUGUCAAACCUUUGGCAUCAACAAGAAAGGUGGUACUGACGAUGAUGAUGAUGAAAAUGAAGAAGAAAAAUGGAAAAAGAACAGGAAGAAUCUGAUUUUUCCACAAAAACACUCAAAAUCAAAAGCCGUUUUGAUGGACUUUUGAAACCAAAAGAAUAACAUUUUAAGUACUAGUACUUAAUUGUACAUGUAAGCUUUAAAUAAUAUUAACUUUAUUA
Molecule: messenger RNA, 816 nt
Organism: Saccostrea cuccullata (small rock oyster)
Lineage: Eukaryota; Metazoa; Mollusca; Bivalvia; Ostreida; Ostreidae
Product: neurogenic locus notch homolog protein 1-like
Exons: 3
Coding region: 36-743 (235 amino acids)
Source: RefSeq, a predicted model, not a curated record